UAUGACCCAUGAAAUACUAUUAUGUAGAAUAAAGAAUGAGUAAAAAUUAAGGAUUGAAUUCAAGAGUCAAAUGUUGUUGGUUCUGGGGUGUCCAUAUGCUUAUGCGAAAUUUGUUAGUAAUGAUUUGGGCACACCCUUUCACUGCUUUCAUCCUCCAAACACGAUUUAUAGCCAACUAUGUUCACCGAAACUGCGGUUGAGAUGCACUCCCUUCCAACGCCACAGUUUUAAGAGCUUUUGCAAAAGGGAAGAAGAAGAAGAAGAAAUCACACCCUUUUCUCAGGGAUUCUCAGCCUUGCAAGAGGAAGACAGUCCAUGGGAGAGUGGAAAUGUGUGGAGCAAUCUUGCACUCUAUUUAUUCACUCUGCACAUCCCUUUCAGUUUUGGAGGCUUAUCCGUUGUGGCCUUAUUCAACGGACAACCUGUUAUUGACCCACAAACUGAGGCCUUAUCUCUUCUCACCAUUCAGAUUCUCGAGCUUAGUGGGACUCUAGUUUUGUUGAAGUACACAGCUAAGCCACAAUACAAGUUUACGAAUUUCUUCAAAAAGAACAACUCAUGGAGCUACAGGAACUGGUUUUUGUCAUCAGCUCUGGGAUUUGGGUUUCUUGCUCUUCUGAUUUUCUUAACAUCUCUACUUGCUGACUAUUUAUAUGGCUCCAAGCCUGUGAGCAACCCCAUUCAGAAGGAAAUGCUCCUAAGUAGUGGAAUCUCAAGAGUGUCUUGUGUGCUUGCUUAUUGCAUUGUCAUUCCCCUUUUGGAAGAAGUUGUUUAUAGGGGAUUUCUUUUGACAUCACUUUCAUCCACCAUGGAAUGGCCACAAGCUGUUGCCAUAAGCUCAGUUAUAUUCAGUGCCAUUCACUUAUCUGGUGAGAACUUCCUUCAAUUGUUCAUCAUUGGGUGUUUACUUGGAUGCUCCUAUUCUUGGACUGGGAAUUUGUAUUCCUCCAUUGUUAUACAUUCCUUGUACAAUGCUUUCACUCUAGUAGUAUCUUAUUUCUAUUAAAUUGUAUUUACAAAUAUGAUUGAGCAAACUUGUUAUCUUUUUGUUCGAGUGAUA
This is a messenger RNA of Vigna umbellata (rice bean), 1060 nucleotides long. RefSeq lists its product as uncharacterized. Gene Ontology annotation, cellular component: membrane. Gene Ontology annotation, molecular function: metalloendopeptidase activity. Lineage: Eukaryota; Viridiplantae; Streptophyta; Magnoliopsida; Fabales; Fabaceae. The record is from RefSeq and is a predicted model, not a curated record. Gene Ontology annotation, biological process: CAAX-box protein processing.